UCAGGAGAGGUGAAAUUUGCGUUAAAGGUAGAAGAAGAGUUGAAUAAAAUAUUAUAUCCAGAAUAUCGACAAUUAGUUGUGGAAGCCACGAUGAUUUUGUCACUCAUACUUGAGAGGGAUGCUUAAUAUUCGGUCAACAGGAUGUUGAAGUUAGAUGAAAUUGUUACAAACAUUAACCGUAUAUUUUUAACACAACAGAAAUCAGAAAAUGGCGAUUCCAAUUUAUGCUGUGCAGGAAAUGAAAAUGAUAAUGUAAAGGAGUCAUCUAAAUGUGGAGCAAGCUGUGGAAUCUGCAGAUAUUUUUAUGAUAGCCCGCCAAGUGGUUCCUAUGGUACAAUGACUUACAUGACACACUCUGUUCUUCAGCUUUUAUAUUCACACUUAGCCAACUCGACAGAGUAUUAUAGGCCAGUGUCAGGUGACGUCACGUAGACUUGCGAAUUGCUUUUACGACGAAGAAUAGACGGAGAAGGAUUGUCUGAUUUUUGUUGUAAAUGAUUUGCGAAGUUGAUAAAUAUACGAGUUUUAUGUCCACUCGAUAGAUUAUCCAAGAUGGCGGGCCGCUACAGUGGUAUCCAAAAAUCUUAUGUAAUAAAAUGUAGAGUGCUUUAUUUUUUAGAAUAUCAGUAUCAUGUCUACAAGAA
This is a messenger RNA of Hydractinia symbiolongicarpus, 644 nucleotides long. RefSeq names its product probable phosphorylase b kinase regulatory subunit alpha. Gene Ontology annotation, biological process: glycogen metabolic process. Lineage: Eukaryota; Metazoa; Cnidaria; Hydrozoa; Anthoathecata; Hydractiniidae. Gene Ontology annotation, cellular component: phosphorylase kinase complex. The transcript is spliced from 2 exons. The record is from RefSeq and is a predicted model, not a curated record. Gene Ontology annotation, molecular function: calmodulin binding. Bases 142 to 432 code for a protein of 96 amino acids.